AUGGCUAAAUUUGCAAUCAUCACGUACUCGACAUACGGCCACAUCACCACGCUGGCCAAAGAAGUUGCCAAGGGUAUCGAAGCCGCUGGUGCUGAAGCAGAGGUGUUCAGAGUGCCAGAGACUUUGUCCAAGGAUGUGCUCGAGAUAAUUCAUGCGCCUGAAAAGCCAGACGACAUCCCCGAAAUUAAGGCUGAAGACCUCACUAAGUACGAUGGUUUCGUUUUUGGAUUCCCCACCAGAUACGGUGCAGCUCCUUCGCAAAUCACCUCGUUGUUCGACUCUACCGGAGCCCUGUGGGCCACCGGUGCACUGUACCAUAAGCCAGCUGGAUUCUUCACUUCUACCGGCACUGGUGGAGGCAAAGAGACCACCAUCAGAAACACAUUGAGUUUCCUGUCUCACCAUGGUAUGAUCUACGUGCCAUUGGGCUACGCCAAGGUGUUCCCAGAGAUUACCAGUGUGGAAGAGGUCCAAGGAAGCUCGCCUUGGGGUGCUGGUACCAUUGCUGGUAGCGAUGCAAGCAGAGAACCGACUGCACUAGAAUUGAAGACAGCCUACAUACAGGGUCAGGAAUUCGCCGCAGUGGCCACCAAACUCGCUGCUCCACUCGAGACUGCUGCCACUGAGGUGGCCGCCGCAGCAGGCGAGACCUCCGAAUCUGCUCCUGCCGAAGAAAAGAAAGCAACUGCCGCUGAGUCUGAAGACGUUAAAAAGCCAGAGACCAGUGCAUCUGCCGCAAAGUCGAGUGAGAAGUCCGGCUGCUGCGUGAUCGUUUAG
This is a messenger RNA of Ogataea angusta, 777 nucleotides long. RefSeq lists its product as uncharacterized. Gene Ontology annotation, molecular function: FMN binding; NAD(P)H dehydrogenase (quinone) activity. The record is from RefSeq and is a predicted model, not a curated record. The transcript has a single exon. Lineage: Eukaryota; Fungi; Ascomycota; Pichiomycetes; Pichiales; Pichiaceae. Bases 1 to 777 code for a protein of 258 amino acids.